AUGUUAGACAGACCGUGCGCCGUCAGAACUAUCCCUAAGGAGUCCGUGGUGUGUGUGUGCAACGCGACUUACUGUGAUGAAAUCAAGAGGGAGAUUCCUAAAGAGGAUUUCUAUGUCAUAUAUACAUCGUCACAGAGUGGUCUACGGUUCCAUAAAUCUUAUGGAAAGUGGAAAAACUCUGCUUCACAUUACCCAACGUUGGAAAUUGAUCCAACGAUAAAAUAUCAGACGAUCGAGGGUUUUGGGGGAUCGGUGACAGAUGCUGCUAGCAUCACCUGGAGAAGUUUAUCAGAGAAGUCACAAAGAAAACUUAUAAAAGCGUAUUUCAGUAAAAAUGGAUUGGAAUAUAAUAUGGUUAGGACCCCGAUAGGAGCAUCAGACUUUUCAACGCACGCGUACGCUUACAACGACUUUCCCGAGAACGACACUCUUCUCACAAAUUUCACCCUCACUCCUGAAGAUAUUAUGUACAAAAUUCCAAUGAUAAAAGCUAUAAUGAAGACGUCUUUAACGCCUGUACAUAUCAUGGCCGCGACCUGGUCUCCGCCGAAGUGGAUGAAGACUCGGUACACCUACGGUGGUAUAAAUAGAUUAAAGAAAAGCUAUUACCAAACUUACGCUGAUUAUCAUUUGAAAUUUCUCCAGCGGUACAAGGAAGCAGGGGUUCCGAUAUGGGCUCUCACGACUACCAACGAACCUAUCAACGGAGUCUUCAAUCUUAUAGGAUUUAAUUGUCUCGGCUGGGAUAUUAAUGAUAUGGGAGAAUGGAUUGUAAAUAAUUUCGGACCGACCAUCCGUAAUUCAGAAUUCAAAGAUAUUAAAAUCAUCGGUGCCGACGACCAGAGGUUCACGGUGCCUUACUGGAUUGACAUGAUGCAGUACACCCAUCCUAAAGCUCUGGAGUACAUCGAUGGAAUCGGAGUUCACUUCUAUACUGAUGAAAUUAUACCAGCCAGUGUCUUCGUACCUGUCUCUCGUCAAUAUCCUGAUAAAUUUAUUAUAUCUACUGAAGCUUGCGAAGGUAGUCAGCACAGACAAAGACACAGAGUAUUACUAGGUUCCUGGCAUCGAGCCAAUUCAUAUAUAACAGAUAUUAUAGAGGAUUUGAAUUAUAACUUAACUGGAUGGAUUGAUUGGAAUCUGUGUCUCGACCCUCGCGGUGGACCAAACUGGGCAAAUAACUUUGCUGAUGCUGCUAUCAUUGUGAACAAAACAAAUGACGAAUUCAUUAAACAGCCCAUGUUCUAUGCGAUGGGACAUUUCUCAAAGUUUAUUCCUCGGGGUUCCAGAAGAAUAAAGAUUGUUGGAAAUGAAUCAACGUCUAAAUUGCCUUUAAACCAUGUUGCCUUCGUAACACCAAGAGAAACAAUCGUUAUUGUACUUCAUAACGAGUAA
Molecule: messenger RNA, 1395 nt
Organism: Danaus chrysippus (African queen)
Lineage: Eukaryota; Metazoa; Arthropoda; Insecta; Lepidoptera; Nymphalidae
Source: the annotation of a GenBank genome assembly